Messenger RNA from Rotaria sp. Silwood2, 2127 nucleotides. NCBI's taxonomy places the organism in Eukaryota, Metazoa, Rotifera, Eurotatoria, Philodinida, Philodinidae. The record is from the annotation of a GenBank genome assembly.
GGUGGGUGUGGGUGUGGGUGUCGGUGGGUGUGGGUGUAGGUGUCGGUGGGUGUGGGUGUAGGUGUCGGUGGGUGUGGGUGUAGGUGUCGGUGGGUGUGGGUGUGGGCCUGGGUGUUGGAUCUUUCCUCUUUUCAUUUACACCUGUAACCACACCCACACCCACACCCACUCCCUCAAUAUUAAAUUUUGUCACACCAUCGUUUGAAUUGAGCACUUCUGUGUCAUUUUACUCCAUAAGAAAUAAAUAAAAAUCCAUUUAAUUUUCACAAACUUCCCGAUAAUGCUUCAUUAACUGUAUCUCAAUAUGUGUCACUAUUUAACCAAUUGUCGAAUCGACAAAAGACAUAACCAUUCCACCAAAUAAAACCAACUAAACUUACAAGUGCUCGAGAAGAUGAUAUUUCUUUCUUCGGUGUUGAUUUUUCUCGUUUACACGAAAAACUCUGUUGUGUACUUCUUAAUCCCACAUAACAUUCAUCUUCAGAAAUAUAUUUCCUGAUGUUGGUCAAGUGAUGUAAUGCAGCAAAUUGAUAUCGAUUUUGUUCAUUUGUAUUGUUAGUCUUAACUUUAAUAACAGACUUACGAGGACGAUAACCGAGAGAUAAACGAUAACAUUGUAUCGCGCGUUCGGUAGUAUUGAAGUUUUUGAGUGAUAAUAAUUCAGCAGCGGUAGCUAAUCAGUUUUGUUGUAUAGUUUGAUCAAGUUCUUUAAUCUGUGUUGAAUCGAGUGCAGGUGGACGACCAACAUUAUAUCUAUCUGUAUAAUUUACCCCAUUAUGGCGCCCAUAAUAAUUGAUGACAUCGUAUAUUGUAGCACGGCGACACUUGAAGGAACGUGCUAUUUUUGAGAUAUUUAUAGAACCUUUUUUCCACUUGCAGAUGAUAUACCGGCGUUGUUCUUCAGUUAAUCUAUAUAUUUUCAAUGAAAUCAUGGAGCAAAACAAAUAGGGAGCAAAAACAAAAUAUACAAAAGUAAAUAUGCAACAAACCGACCAUUAACUAGAUUUUUAUUUCUGUUAUAAAUAUCUAUUCUUGUACUAUUCAUAUAUAUCAAAGAAAAUUUCUUCUAACUGCAAACUCUAUCUUUUACAGCAAAAGCCAGGUGUACGGUUAAUUUUGUCGCUGGUAGUUUUGUUGUAGAGCGGCUUGCAGAAAAGAGGGAGGGUAUAUACUAAUUUGUUGGUUUGAUUUGCUGAGUUUCUAUCACUUGCUAGGUUGCCAAUAAGAGAUUUAUCAUAUUGCCUAUGCCUGAUGCAUCGCUGUAAAUGCUAGAUCUUUUUCGAUUGAGGAUGAACUAUCAUGCAUUUGUUCAGAUUUUCACUUAUAGAUGCAAAUUUGGCAAUAAACUUGUUAAAUAUAUAACAUUUAAUUCGCUCUUUUGUGCAUGUGAGGCAAAUGACAGUAAAAGCAUUAUCGAUUAUCGUUUUAGUAUAUUCAAUGGCGUUAUUAGAGUGAAAAUACUUUUAUUAAAAUUAUGAAAACUCGUUAUAUCGGGUAACUGAUUCAUCUACAUAUCAAACUCAAACCAUCAACAUUAAUAAAAAUACUUUACAUUUCUAUUGUUUUGGAUACAGAGUAUUCAUGUUUCGUAGAUAUAAACAAUCGAAAAAGUUAAGAAGAUAUUUAGCGGUUCAAAACUAAACAAAAAUAGAUAUAAAAGCGAUUUUUGCCUUCCGAUUUCGGCGGCCCAAAGUUUCAAACAUUUUUCUUACUAACGGCAGCGCAGCAGCGGCUGCGACUUAGCCGCAAGGCUUACACCUCUAAACGUGAAGCUUUAUUUCAUUUUUGAUAAUAGUUAUAGACCUGUGUCAUGUGAAGAACAAUAUAUUGGUAUAUAAGGGAAAAAGCUAUUAAACAUUUUCAACUUAUGAAUGAUCGUGUUUAUGAUAAAGUUCUAGAAUAAUUUUUAAAAAAAACCAAGCCAAAUAAUUUCUUUUUUUUCUUUGACUUUUAUAUUUAUAAUCGAAUUUAAAUAUUUUGUAGAUAUUGAUUUUUGUAUAUUCAAGAAAAGAAACUAAUAAAAUAGCACGAGUUAUUGGUGAUAUUUAUUUAGAAGAGGAUACAUUUGAAGCAUAUCUUAAAGAAGAUUCAACUUUACAAGAAGUUCGUCGAAUAGAAAUUAAAUAA